AUGCAACCUCAACAAAGCUCAAGAAUCAAUUUGUGUGAGUUGAAAGUACUGAUUAUAAAGAAGAUUGGAGUGGAGAAGUCGAAGCGGUACUUUUAUUACCUGAACAGGUUUUUGAGUCAUCAGUUGAGCAAGAAUGAGUUUGAUAAGUUAUGUUUUCGGGCCCUCGGGAGGGAGAAUCUUCCAUUGCACAAUAUUUUUGUGAAGUCAAUUUUGAAGAAUGCCUGCCAAGCUAAGACUCCGCCACCUGUCCAACUGUCGGAUCCUUCAAAAUCAGGAGCACGUGUUACUAAUUUAUCUGCUGGUAGGGAAGAUGGACCCGGACAGAGUGUUGCUAAUGCGAACUUCCAAAAUCAUAAUGUUUCUGUUUGGUCAAACGGGGUUUUGCCAGUGUCUCCACGUAAGUUACGGACUGGAAUGCGUGAUCGGAAGCUUAAAGAUAGACUGAGUCCCCUUGGACCAAAUGGGAAAGUUGAUUCUGUUACUCAUCAUUGCAUGGAGAACGGAGCUAUUACUCCAUGUGAUUAUCAGCAACCAACACAGCAUCUUCAAACAGUUGCUGAGCUACCUAAGAAUGCCAUGGGGGAUGCUAUUCAGGGACUAGCCGAAACGCCAAGAACACGCGCAAAAGGUCUGACUGAAAUAUCGACUGUGGAAGAUGGAGAGGAGGUAGAACAACUAAACCGCCUCAGUUUUACUAGAUGUCCUCUGAUAGCACCACUUGGGAUUCCUUACUGCUCUGCAAGUGUGGGUGGGGCCCACAAAGCAUUGCCUGUGAAUAGCACAGGCGAUUUUGUUGGUUAUUGUGACAGUGGUAGGUUAUCUGAUCCAGAUACGUUGAGAAGGCGCAUGGAGCAGAUUGCAAUGGUACAAGGUCUUGGAGGUGUUUCUAUCGAAUGCGCAAGUAUGUUAAAUAGUGUGUUGGAUGUAUACUUGAAACGGUUGAUCAAGUCUAGUGUUGAUUUAGUGGGAGCUAGGUCUGCAAACCAGCAGAUUCAGGGGAAGGUCAUUAACGGCAUGUUGCCGAAUAAUCAUUUACAUGUGCAUAGUACUGGUAGGACGGCGGAACCCCAGCCUGAACACAAGCCCCAGUUCUCAGUAUCUUUGAAUGAUUUUAAAGUUGCAAUGGAGCUAAAUCCACAGCAACUUGGAGAAGAUUGGCCACUACAAUUAGAGAAAAUUUCUAUGCAAUCCUUUGAAGAAUAA
Messenger RNA from Lathyrus sativus (Indian pea), 1203 nucleotides. Lineage: Eukaryota; Viridiplantae; Streptophyta; Magnoliopsida; Fabales; Fabaceae. The record is from the annotation of a GenBank genome assembly.